AUGGCAACCGACACCGAGAUGUUCGACGUGUCCAGUGAUUCACGACCGGACCUAAUUAGAUGGCUGGCUCCAUAUAUGCCUACAUGUAUCGCCCUUUAUCGGCGCAUACAAUUCGGACACUUCAAACCCGGCUCCCACCUGUUCAGCUCUAUCAACUUUGAUAGUCCUGCUCGUGGAACGAGCGUCAGCCGUCCGUGGAUAGCCGCAUUUGUCGACCGCUCAUGUAGACCCGAGACCGAGGUCUGGCUGGCCGCCAGUUGGGAACACGACACGCCAGCGGACGACACAUGGCUCCCGUAUGCUGAUGAGCUUGUCAAAUCCAUGAUCAAGAAGAUCAAAGAAGUCGGAGUCGAUCCCUCGGAAGCUGAAUCUAUCGUCAGUUCGGAAAAAUCUACAGGUCUCUCCUCGACUAUCAACGGCAGUGCGAGUGUUGACAGAGAUCACUAUCUACAGCACAUGCAGAACGAACAAGUUGUCCUGUUUGGUUCUGUACACAGCUCCACACUCAAGAUACUAAACAGGCUGGGCUUUGUCGACCCAACUUCCGCCGAAGUAUCAAAUAUACCAUAUAGGAAGUACCUCUUUGAUCUCAGGGACAAUGUCGAGUGUCGAAGCCUGCCUGCUGGCUUCGUAUACGGCAGGGUCAACCCUAAAGACUAUCCGCUGGUCAAGUCACGCACGCAGAUUCCUCGACAAGACAGAACUCUAGUCAAGCUCCCCAGUGUUGCGAUAUAUCCUACAGACUCCUCGUCCACUACGCCAUCGCCAAUCGCCUGGGCUUUCCUCGGACUGGACGCUUCACUCACAACCUUACAUGUCGAAACAGCAUGCAGAGGUUUUGGACUGGCCAAAAGCCUUAGUCUCAAGUUGUUCUCCGAAGAAAUGGAGACAUAUUGCCAACAUAACCCGGCUUCGACGGACUAUAACAGUGUUCAAGAAAGAUACGCUCACGCAGAUGUGGCAAUAGAUAACAAAGCAAGUCAAGGGGUGUGCGAAAGUUUGGGAGGAAGAUGGUAUUUUGAAGUGUUUUGGAUACGAGUUGUUUUGGUAUAG
This is a messenger RNA of Aureobasidium uvarum, 1053 nucleotides long. Lineage: Eukaryota; Fungi; Ascomycota; Dothideomycetes; Dothideales; Saccotheciaceae. The record is from the annotation of a GenBank genome assembly.